This is a messenger RNA of Leptonychotes weddellii (Weddell seal), 1110 nucleotides long. The record is from RefSeq and is a predicted model, not a curated record. Lineage: Eukaryota; Metazoa; Chordata; Mammalia; Carnivora; Phocidae.
AUGGUGCCCCAAAGGCUGCUUCUGCUGGGGGCGGCUGCCCUGGCUGCAUCUACUCUGGAGACAGCCGACCUGGUGGACCUCUGCGGGCAGACGUGGCAGGGGGCCGGGCUGCGGCUGCUCUCGCACUCCGCCUCGCGCAGGUUCUACUUCGUGGCCCCGGACACCGACUGCGGGCUCUGGAUGCGGGCGGCGGCCGCUGGCGACAGGACCCGCUUCCAGUUCUGCUUCUUCCUGGUCUACAGCUUGGCUGCGGCGGCCCGGGCGCCCCCAGGGUCCCGGGCACCGAACGCCUCCUCCCCCGCGCCGGCCGACCCGUGCGCCCCCGGGUCCUACCUGCAAUUCUACGAGGGCCCGCCGGGGGCGCCGCGGCCCCCGGGGGCCCUUCUCUGCGGCCUGACCAUCCCCGCCCCGGUGGCGUCCUCCCGACCCUUCCUGGGCCUCCGCCUGCUUACGAGAGGCCGCCAGCCCCGCGUGGACUUCGUGGGCGAAGCCACCUCUUUCCGGCUGGGAGCCUCUGGCGCCUACUUCCGCUGUCAGAACGGCAGGUGCAUACCCCCGAGCCUGGUGUGCGAUCGCUGGGGCGUGGACAACUGUGGUGAUGGUAGUGACCAGGCUUCCGGGCCACCAGCCGACUGCAGAGUGAAAUACCACAGACAGGUUUGGGGAAACUUCAAGGAGCCCAAGUCAAGCCCUGGAAAAUUCUGUGUGUUCCUCUAUUAUUUCCCGCUGCAGAUCCCUCUCUGGUGCCCAGCCAGGCGGGGAGUAACGGAUGGCCCUAAGUCCAAGCCCCUGACGCUCCCCCCAGCUCUCAGGUCUGCAGGAACUCUCCAGACGGCCGCCCAGAGCACCCCCCUCGCAGGCCGGGCCCCGGAACAGCAGGGCCCCCGGCUCCGAGGCGUGGCGCUGGUCUCCUCGCUGGUCCUAGUGUCCGCGGGCCUCCUCGUGGGCCUCCUCUGGGGCUACUGCUCGUCCCGCUGGCUGGCCUGGAGGGCUGGUGCCCACGGCCUCUGCCCCGGCUGCACCGCCUGUUACCCGUGUCCGGGCCGGGUGGCUCCUGGGGGGCUGCAGGCCAGUGGGCCGGCCUUGCAGGGUCGGGGAGGACAGCCCUAG